AAUACUCCCUUGCCGGAAGUUCUUACGUUGUGAUGAACUGAGGAACGGCGGCUUGACAGCUGUUCUCUGAAUUUGGGAUUAAAAGGAUGGGAAGAUCUGUUUAUGCAGACCAAUCAACAGAGGCAUACCUUAAAAAUCUUUUACAGAAAAAUCAGUGGUAUGUCGGCCUUAUUUUGGGACAGCUAACACAACAGAGAGAUUAUGUGCUGAGAUUAGCACGUACUCCAGAUCCAGCUGAAGAUGAAGCUUGUGAGGAAUCAGAGGAUAGUGGUAUGCAGUCCAGUAAGGAACUGAAGGAACCAUCACCACGGCCAGCAUCUCUCAGUGAUGCUGAAGACAAGUGGGUUGCAACUCAUGCUAAACAGGUUACAAGGAUGCUGCCAGGUGGCCUCAAUGUCAUUGGCAUUUUUGCUAUUGCUCCUGCAAAGAUGUUGAAAGAUUCUCAAGGAAAGCUGCGUGAGCUGGCUUUUGCAGCACAGAGGGCAGUUACCAAAAAUAUGCCUGCGUUACCUGCAGACAGCAUAGGGGACCGCAUCAUCCUGCAAGUGGACAAGAUCUCUAGCAAAAUUCUAUGCAGUUCUAUAGAUGUGUCUGACUUAAAGAGCACAAUGCGUCCAGCAGAGUGGAAAUACCAGUCUUUUCCCACAAGAUGGAUACGCCUUGAUGCUUGCAUCUCUAUAGACCAGUCAUUUUCUGUGCCUGCAGAAACCAAGCAUAUGCCAUUACUUAAAGAAAUUCAGCAAGCCAUUUCUCCAUUCUGCAAAGAUAUCUGGAGAAGCACAGCCAUGGUAAAUGGUGAAAUAAGAGAUUUCCAUGAACUUUUGAUUGGAGAAGAUGCCAAGAAAAAGGGUAAGGGAAGGGAUGCAGAUCACUGUCCAAGAGAAUCAUUUAAGGUGGACUUCAUGAUGCCUUUGUCUGGAAGCGAUAAUAUUUUGGACCCAAAAGUAAUAGAGGCAAAGGAGCUUGUGUCAGUCAGAGGAAUCAUUGUUUGUCGUGCCUUUGUCAACAGGAAAUCCAGCGUGCAAGAUGGUUUAGAGGCUAUUAAAACAGAUGUUGUCCGUAACCUGUGUGCCAGAUGUGAACUGCUUUGUGAAGAUAUUGAGGUUGUGGGUGAGUUGACAGAGACCCGCCAGUUGUUUGAUGCUCCAGUUAGAGUGUUUGCCCCUGUGGCGGAGAGUGGAGUGGACUUGUGCGACUAUAUGUUUCAGGAUGAGAAGACAGAGGAGGUGUUGGAGAGGAUAAAAGAGCUAACAGAUGUGGAUGUUGAGACUGAUAAACUUGAGCUGGACUGCGAACGGCCAGCUAGAGAUAGUGACUGGGACAAAAUUUCUUCAUCGGAAUACAAUCUGAGCAGCUUGCAAGAGGACUGCAAAACAGGCACUAAGCAGUCCAGAUUCUGUUUCAUUCUAGGUGCAGUACUAAGUGGUACUAUAGCAGUUGCAGCAGCCGCGAUGUCCUUCUAUUUAACCCAGGAAGCUACUUAGAAACAACCUGUAUUAUUAACUUUUUCAUGGAAUUAUUUUCUUUGUUGAAUUUUUUUCAAGCUCUUGAAUUCAACUCUUAGCAAUAAAAAAAAAAAUCCCUAGUCAUUCCAUCUGUGCUUUCAUUAGGAAAGCAAUGGCAUUCUACCCAUUAAUUAACAUUUCCGAGUUCAUUAACGUUCAGAUCAUGGUGAUAAGACUGAUGUCUUAUAGGAGUGAUAUCACUUGGUAAACAUAACCAUUUUUUAAAAAUACAUUACAAGAAUAAAGAGCAAUUUCUCUUAAGACUUUUGAAGAAUAAGUGUAAACUUUUUCAAGUGCACAACUGAAGUUUUUAGAUUAUACUUGAUAGUUUUAUUCACACAAGUAUUUCUUUGGCUGGUUGAUUUUGGGACCAGUAGAGAGAGACUUGAGUCACCUUGCAAAAGCAACCUAAAUACUUUUGCCCAAAAUGACAGUGGCCACAAAUGUGGUAGAUCUCACUAAUUUGUUCAUUGACAGUUCACUGCACAUGCCAACAUGAGGCAACACCACAUUCACAAUGACAGAUCAUUUAUAGACGUCUGGUGGGUUGCAAGCACACACCCCACAAUUCCUUUCAUAUAGAUCCAGACUUUACGGCAAAGAGAAAUUAUUUUCAUUCUCUACGUACAUCAAAUAAUAGACCGCAUGCUACAUACACUUUACGUUGACUCAGCUGUCUCAGAUUCAUUCAGUUCAAUCUGAGUAUACCAGUAAUAGAAUACUUCCUCCAUUCAGUUAAUAAUGCAUACAUUCACAUGCCUACUUGCAGUAUUUUAUGUAUUUGACUACCACUGUAGCUUGCAAUGACGAUUUUGCUGGUGAUUCAUGCCACUCUAUACAGAAAGCUGUUGCUUUAGCUACCUUGCUCAGUCAGCUGUCUUUUUAAGAAAUGUCACAAGGAACAGUAAAUCCUGUUUUAAAAUAUAACCUCUGAAUAUGUUGUCAAAAACGAUAAAUUGAAAGGUAAAGCAGUUCAUUUGCACUGCAAAGUCCAACAUAGGUAUAAGUGGUAGAUUAUCUUUGUUUACAAUGAGUGGCAUUUCAUUUUGCAACCACAAUUACUUAUAAAGGCACACAUGAAGAAAUGUUAUGAGAAAGACAGUGCAAGUAUGAGCUAUAAUAUAAAUGUGUGUGUAUAGAUAUAUGAAACCUUAGGGCGAUGACUAUGCACUGACAAAUAUAUUCUGUGUUUUACGACAUGCCUUGCUGGAUGGCAGGGACCCUAUUCUUACAAUGCUUGCGAGGCAAGCAUACCCAGGGGUCCCACAGGCUUUUAGUUCCUACCCAUCCUCUUUAACAUUUAUGAAGUAUCACUUCAGUUAGUUGUCAGAAUAUUGUUAUAACUGAAUGUUGGGGUAAGUCUACUUUCUUUUUUUAAGGAACAAGGUGCAAAGUUACAAAAAACAAAUGAAAUGAUUUUGUAUAAACAUAUAAACGAUAUAUGAUUAAACAUUUUGCAUGUUUGUGAGCUGUUGAAAUCUGAUUUUAUUUUUUUUUUAAGAGAGAACAUAAGGACAAAAGGUGUAAAUAAUAUAUAUACACAUGUUGAUUUCAAUACUGGUGGGUUGUUAUGUUUGUGCUAUUAGAAUUUGACAGGCAGCAGAAAUGUAGUGAAAGAAAAAAGAAUCCUUGCAUGUUUGUGAAUGUUGCCAGAAUUGCUAUAUUAAACCAUUGCUGCUUUUUAGCUUGUCCAGACUUUUACAGGUAUGUUCACAUUUUGUUCAGGAAUUGUUAUAAGCAGCAGCCUUUGCCCUAUAAUGACAUAGUCAUAUCAACCACAAAAAUAUUCUUUCUCUACUUGUUACAAAUAGAUGCUGCAUAUUUGCAGAAAAUGUUUAUCCGGCACAAUAUGCUGCAUUUCCAGAAUUUUUUUGUACAGCCUCCUUAAACUAUAAUCACUGUACAACACAUUUAUUGACUUUCAAGAAGCUACCAUUUUCAGAAGCACAUCAUGAACUGUAAUCACCUUAAGUGCAGAAUAAAGGGUCACAUUCUU
Messenger RNA from Pomacea canaliculata, 3501 nucleotides. RefSeq names its product protein odr-4 homolog. The transcript is spliced from 12 exons. Gene Ontology annotation, biological process: intracellular protein localization. Gene Ontology annotation, cellular component: endomembrane system. Lineage: Eukaryota; Metazoa; Mollusca; Gastropoda; Architaenioglossa; Ampullariidae. The coding region runs from base 87 to 1484 and encodes 465 amino acids. The record is from RefSeq and is a predicted model, not a curated record.